Messenger RNA from Drosophila elegans, 2320 nucleotides. RefSeq names its product ubiquitin-like modifier-activating enzyme ATG7 (gene Atg7). Gene Ontology annotation, biological process: cellular response to nitrogen starvation; autophagy of mitochondrion; autophagosome assembly. Gene Ontology annotation, molecular function: Atg8 activating enzyme activity; Atg12 activating enzyme activity. Lineage: Eukaryota; Metazoa; Arthropoda; Insecta; Diptera; Drosophilidae. The record is from RefSeq and is a predicted model, not a curated record. The coding region runs from base 40 to 2094 and encodes 684 amino acids. The transcript is spliced from 9 exons. Gene Ontology annotation, cellular component: phagophore assembly site; cytoplasm.
UUAUUUGCUGCCCAAACGUAAACAACGCCCCCGCAAAACAUGAGUGUGAAUAAGGAGAUGAUUUUGCAAUUCGCACCAUGGGAAUCCUUUGUGUCGCCCACCUUUUGGCACAAGCUGGCGGAGAUUAAGCUUGACUUGGAUCGCCUGUCCGACUCCAAGCGUUCCAUUAGUGGCCACUAUACAAACCGCAAUGCCAGUGGAUGUCUCCUGGAAGUGGACUACACAGCCUACAACAGGACAGCACAGCCACCGAAAUUCAGCCAUUCCGCCAUCGGCACCAUCUACAAUAAGAACACAAUCGAAGAGUUCAAGGCCCUGGACAAAUUGCAACUGCUUGCCGAUGAGGGCAAGGAACUGCUGGCUGAUAUGUGCAGUGGUGCCGUGAUGAGGGAUCCCAGUCUGUUGACCCGCUUCUUUGUUCUCUCCUUCGCCGAUUUGAAGUGCCACAGCUACUACUAUUGGUUCGCCUUUCCCUGCCCACUAACGCCCACCUUGAAGCUACUGGGCGCGGUCCAAAAGCUCCGGGACCUACCCAAUAGUAUUAGCUACAUAGAGGCCUUGAAAUCCCUGCCCGCUGAGUCGUCAAACUUCUUCAUUCUAUAUGCUAAUAACGAGCAGGAUGUCUUUGAAGUCCGGAAAUUAAGUUCUCUGGAUGAAAACGAAGUAGAACAUUACUAUUUUGGCUUUGCCGAUCCUAGCGAAUAUGAGCAUCCAGCUUGGCUGAUGCGGAACUAUGCUGCCUUUCUGCUCCAGCAAUGCCCCUCAUUCGUUGGCAAAACACUCAAGUUUCUGGGCCUGCGAUAUAGUCAACAAAUGCAGGUGGAUGAAAGCCUUAUCUGGCAGGUGAUCCAAACUGAAGCUUGCGAUUUAAGCCAAACCGGGGAGGUGAAAUUUGUGGGAUGGGAGCUGAAUAAAAAUGGCAAAAUGUGCCCAAGAAUGGUCUGCAUGAGGGACAGCAUGGAUCCAGCCAAACUGGCUGAGAACUCCGUGAACCUCAAUUUGAAACUAAUGAAAUGGCGCUUGGUUCCCGAUCUCAAUUUGGAAGUCAUUUCCCAAACCAAAUGUUUACUUUUUGGAGCUGGUACUUUAGGCUGUGCUGUGGCAAGGAAUCUGUUGUCCUGGGGCUUUAAGCACAUUACCCUGCUGGACAACGGCAAGGUAGGAUUUUCUAAUCCAGUGCGCCAGAAUCUAUACACCCAUGCGGAUGCCGUGGCGGGCAAUCGGAUGAAGGCCACCACAGCAGCGCAGAGACUGCGGGAGAUCAACCCUUCUGCGGAAACGGCAGGACAUGUUCUGGAGAUUCCCAUGCCUGGACACACAAUUGGGGAAUCCCUGCUUGCCCAGACGAAGGAGCAUUUGCAGGUGAUAGAGCAGCAGGUUCGGGAUCACGAUGCAAUCUUUCUGCUUACGGAUUCACGAGAGAGUCGUUGGCUGCCCACGCUGCUUGGAGCGGCUAACCAAAAGAUUGUGAUCAAUGCAGCCCUUGGCUUUGAUAGCUACCUAGUGAUGCGACAUGGCACCACUCGCGAGGAGGCCGGCGACAUUGGACAAGAGAUUGAGGGACUCAAGUGCAUUAGGGGUGAUCAAUUGGGUUGCUACUUCUGCAACGAUGUCACGGCACCGGGAAACUCUCUCAAAGAUCGCACAUUGGAUCAGCAGUGCACUGUGACCCGACCCGGAGUAUCCAAUAUUGCAGCUAGUUAUGCGGUGGAGUUGCUGGUGGCCUUACUCCAGCAUCCUCAAAAGGAACUGGCACCCGCCUACUACGCCCAGAGUGGGCGUGGCAAAUCGGAGGAGGCUGCAGGCAAGGUGCCGGAGGGUCUACUGGGCAUUCUGCCCCACUCCAUCCGUGGAAUGCUAUGCAACUAUGAGAAUAUUCUGCCCGCUACCCAAAAGUUUGCUCAGUGCAUCGCCUGCUCAGUGGCCGUUUUGAAGGCUUAUAAAAACGAAGGACAUGCCUUCCUCUUGAAAACUUUCGAAACUGCAAAAUAUCUGGAGGAUUUGACUGGAAUCUCCGAGUUCAAGCGUUUAAACAGCGAGAUAAUCGAUUUUGAUGAUGACGAAUUCGAUAUGUCCGAGGAGGAUGAAGAUUAACUUGCAUUUUACAUUUGAAGUGAAGUGAGAUUAACCUUAUCGAGGCUUCAAGUUUAUAUUUUCAGCUGAAUUUAGUAUGUGAGCAUUUAGAGUUUAAUGCCUAAGCCAAAAAAAAAAAUGUAAGUGUAUCGAUGUUUUUAUGUAUAUUAUAUAGUUAUUAAGAAAAUUGUAUACCAAUAAUAAUUAAAAGUAAUGGAAGAAAUGUGCACAUAAAAUGCACACUUUA